ACCAGUAUUGAUUAAUCAGUUUCGUUGUUUGUGAGUGCAUCAAUGGCUUCCUUGAGAACUAUUCUUCCAGUUCUGACUCUCUUGUUUUUGUUCUGUAGCUUCUCUGAAGCCAGAGAUUUUCUGGUUGGAGGCAAGGAAAACUCAUGGGCUAGUCCAUCUUCUGCAGACUCUCUCAUUCAGUGGGCUGGGAAAACUCGAUUCAGAGUUGGCGAUUAUCUCGUCUUCAACUACGAUCCCAACACUGACUCAGUACUGCAAGUGACAAGGGAGGAAUACGAGAACUGCAGCAACUCGAACCCAGUAAAAGAAUACAAGGGCGGAAAAACCAAGGUUGAGUUGGACAGGUCAGGACCAUUCUAUUUCAUCAGUAAAGCUGAGGGGAAGUGUAAGAAGGGCCAGAGGCUGACUGUGAUUGUGCUGUCUCAUGGACACCGGGCCCCAGCGCAUUCUCCACUGCCGGCACCGGAACUAGCUCCGCCAUCACUUCCUUCGGAACUAGCUCCGACCGCACUGGCUCCAGCACCGCUGGGUGGCGGUGCUAAUGGAGUAAGGUGUGGGUUUAUUGGUCUCCUCGUUGGAAUAGUGAGUUUGGUGGGGAUGAUCUUGAAUUGAGGAAAUGGAGAGAAUGGGCAGAUGAGAGGUUUUAGUAUUCUUAAUAAUAUAAUAGGAUUUAGUUUUAUUAUUUUGUGUUUUUUUUUUUCUUUUUUUUUAUUGGGUUUGAAUGAUGUAAGUAGAAGAGUGAUGUGAACUUUGAUCAGUAGUGUUUUGAAGUUACAAUAUGUGAAAGGAGUUUCAGCAGUACCCA
This is a messenger RNA of Juglans regia (Persian walnut), 805 nucleotides long. RefSeq names its product early nodulin-like protein 1. The record is from RefSeq and is a predicted model, not a curated record. Gene Ontology annotation, molecular function: electron transfer activity. Bases 43 to 612 code for a protein of 189 amino acids. Gene Ontology annotation, cellular component: plasma membrane. Lineage: Eukaryota; Viridiplantae; Streptophyta; Magnoliopsida; Fagales; Juglandaceae. The transcript is spliced from 2 exons.